AUGGCCCCUACUACCGAGACCAAGUCGUCAGAUAACCCAUCGCCAGAGACCAAUGGUGAGGAGAAGCCAUCCGAAGUCAAGCCCGAGGCCAAUCCCAACAGCAACGAACCCGGCCAACCGUUGGCGCCUCCCCCAAAACCCAGCGAGGCAGCCGACUACUUCUCAAGCCAGUUGAGCCUCGAGCCGAAUCCCUUUGAGCAGUCCUUUGGUACAGGAUCAGGCACAGUGGAAACUCCCGGCGGGACCAAACUGCCCAGCGUGGCUGCCUUAACAUCUCCGUCGGACGUACUGCGAGGGACUGCGGGUACACCAUUCAACUGGGGAGGCGGCUCUCUUAGGACGGGACCGCUCAGUCCAGCUAUGCUUUCCGGCCCGGCGAAUGAUUACUUCGGCGACACGUCACAUACGCUGCGCGGUGGCUUUACACCGAACGAAAGCUCUCUCCGAACUGGCUUAACACCCGGCGGAAGUGGUUCCAUGUUCCCUGCGCCGAGUCCCAACUCGCAGGCUCUCUUUGCUCAAUUAGCCAGUGGCGGUGCAACACCGAGUACUCUUGAUUUCCAUCGGACCGCAAUGAACGCCGCCGCGGCCAAGGCCAACCGUGUCGACAAGCCCCAAAACGACCAGAGUACGGCAAGGUCUCAGCCGCAAGAAACGAACGGCGUAUCAGUCAAGACGGAAGCGAAGCCGACAUCAGGGGUUUUUGACCCCCAUGAUAACGACGCCGCCAACGGUCUGUUCAUGUUGGCUCAAGGUGCACAAGGACGAAAGGGUACACAGCAGACUCAAUACCCUGUUGGUGGUAAUCAACCGGUUCACGCCCAUCCGGCACCAUCACCAGCAAACCAAAUCAACAAUGGUUCACCUCAGAUGAAUGGUAACGGCGCACCUCCUGCCGCAGCGGCACGUGGAGUUAGCGAAGCUGCGAGUGGCGGUUCGGAGGAGAGCGAGCAAGCCAAACCGAGCACUCGAGGAAAGGGGAAGCGAGGUGGUCCUCCAGCUACAAACGGACGCCGAAAGGCAGAAGAGCCGCCCGCAAAGCAGCCAGCUAACAAGAAAGCCAAGACGGCGCCAUCGUCGAUUGGUACAGACGAUCAUUCCUCGGAAGAAGAGGAUUUGGACCACAAGGUGAACCCUGAUGGCACAAAGACCAAGAUGACAGACGAGGAGAAGCGAAAGAACUUUCUCGAGCGCAAUAGGGUGGCUGCCCUCAAAUGUCGCCAGCGCAAGAAGCAGUGGCUGGCUAACCUACAAAAUAAGGUUGAGAUGUUUAGCAGCGAGAAUGAUGCGCUUACUGCUCAAAUAUCUCAAUUGAGAGAGGAAGUUGUCAACUUGAAGACUCUUCUUCUCGCACACAAAGACUGCCCUGUUACUCAACAACAGGGAAUCCACGGCGCUUUCAUGCAACAGUCAAUGGAGACAUACAACCCUCAAAUCAACCCCUACGGCAUGGCAGCAUCUCUCCCCAACCAGCCGGUCAUGGCGGGACAGGGAGUUCAGAGGCGCUUCUCAUAG
Messenger RNA from Anthostomella pinea, 1515 nucleotides. Lineage: Eukaryota; Fungi; Ascomycota; Sordariomycetes; Xylariales; Xylariaceae. The record is from the annotation of a GenBank genome assembly.